Messenger RNA from Pediculus humanus corporis (human body louse), 357 nucleotides. Its product is annotated as Homeobox protein GBX-1, putative. Bases 1 to 357 code for a protein of 118 amino acids. Gene Ontology annotation, biological process: regulation of transcription by RNA polymerase II; cell differentiation. NCBI's taxonomy places the organism in Eukaryota, Metazoa, Arthropoda, Insecta, Psocodea, Pediculidae. The transcript is spliced from 2 exons. Gene Ontology annotation, cellular component: nucleus. The record is from RefSeq and is a predicted model, not a curated record. Gene Ontology annotation, molecular function: RNA polymerase II cis-regulatory region sequence-specific DNA binding; DNA-binding transcription factor activity, RNA polymerase II-specific.
AUGGCGCAGAAUGGGAUGAACAUGAUGAAACCUGUUAAAAGGAAAAAGGAAUCAAUGGAAAAACACCAUGGUCAUUUAAUAAAUCAAACGUCCAACAGUUUGAGUUUGUUGAGCCCUCAGGAUUUGGGUGGCGGGGGAACGAUGAGUGAUGGUGGACAUAGUUCCGAUAAUACGGAUUGUGAAAAGAAAAAGAAAAAAGCUCGGACGACAUUUACCGGACGUCAAAUAUUCGAAUUAGAAAAACAAUUUGAAAAUAAAAAAUAUUUAUCGUCGUCGGAAAGAACGGAAAUGGCUAAAUUACUUCAAGUAACGGAAACUCAGGUGAGUUUGUUUUUCCAUAUUUUUCUUUCGAAAUGA